CCAAAGAGCGAAACAUACCCGCGCCGUAUUGAUGAACACGCAAGUAGCGACCGGGAAGGAGCCCUAGAUCUGAGCAGAAGGGGACUCGCGGACAUGCGAACCCGCUACCGCCGUUUUCGGUCGCCAUUGUGUUGGAAGGAACGUGCUUGGCCGAACGCGCGCAUGGCAAUUUUGAUCUUGGGCAUGCGUGUGCAGCUGGGCAUCGCGUCACCCCUACGUCCGCUUGACCCGAACGAGCGUACCAAAGCAGCGAGGCGGAUGCAAAUGUGGGUGUUGGUGACCGAAACAGGAAGCUUGGGCGCGUUCAGGACGGUGUCACUCAGGAACCGAACGCCAACACAAACGCGAUCCGCCUUCUGUUCUGACAUGUUAGGGUGCACGGCAGGACAGAACUCGUUGUACGCGAAGUCACCCGGCCACGCAUGUGGUCCGUGGCAGACUCGUCGUAUGGCGCCGUGACGGCAGACAACUUGAAUGUCAUGAUGAUGGCACAAAGCAGGGUCGAGGAAGCACCAUCAAACGGGAUGUAAAUGGAGCAUCGAUUGCCUUAGUCCUGUUUGGCCGUUUCGAGGUACGCAGGAUGAGUGUCAGCAAGUUGCUGGUCGCUUAUCAUGCCACAAGACGGCGUGGUACCAGGUCGCACCCCAA
Rhodofomes roseus is the source of this 648-nucleotide messenger RNA. RefSeq lists its product as uncharacterized. The record is from RefSeq and is a predicted model, not a curated record. NCBI's taxonomy places the organism in Eukaryota, Fungi, Basidiomycota, Agaricomycetes, Polyporales, Fomitopsidaceae. Bases 94 to 459 code for a protein of 121 amino acids. The transcript has a single exon.